GGUGAUGUCACAUAGAGGGGGGCAGAGGAGACUUAUUAUAAUUUGGAAAGUGAAAGUAAAGCUGUAGUAGAAGAAUGAAUACAGGGCUGGCAGGGCUAGAUCCGAGCAGAUCGACACAGCCAACAGCAUAUUACGUGUGAGUCUGCAUGGUGACAGAGGCAGCAUGAUAUUAUGGAGAUUUGUGACCCACGUGUUUGCAAUCGUGCUCCUGUGCAUGAUAGACCUGUCUGAACUGGGGAUGUGCAAGCUGGAGUAUUUCAGCAUGAAAGAAUUGAAGAAAACUAUCUUCUCUAACAGAAGUCUGCCAGACCUUAUCCAAAUUGCAAGAAUUGACAAUCUCAAGGACAUGGUAGAAUGUACUGUGGAGAGACAGUACCUAGAAAAUAAAAACACAAAAUUGAAAUCCCUUUUACAGUGCAUCCUCAAAGAAAAUAUUUCAGACAGUUACACCAAAAUGGACAAGUGCCAAGUGGAAUUUUCCCAGUAUGUCACACACUACCACUUUAUGUGCCAGAUGCUCAAAGCUGCGGAUGUAUUUGAAAAACAUCUGAAUGAAACAGACUGCAAAUACGAUGUCGUCUGCCCUGUCUAUGAAAUGAAACCAACCACUGAACUGCCAUCACCAACAACAUCAGCUACUGCAAUGCAGCCACCAACAACAUGGCCAGAAAGAACAACAGCCCCAACAGAUUUGCAACCAUCACUACCAACCCCACUACAGACAACAUCAACAACAGAAAAGACAAUAACAACACAGACAACAACAGGCUCACCGAACUCAUCUGCUUCAAGUGAUGGGACACACGACAAGGUUAAAUCAGUUGAAAUCGUCUCACUGAGGACGAUGCUCACAUUGUCGCUGUUCUUCAACACGGUUGGGCCCCUGAUUGUUUACCUGUACAUGCGUCGCCACAGGACGCAGUAUGGACCUUGCCCGACAAUUUUACAUAAUGGAUUACAUCAGAUCCCACCAGGAGUUCAGCCAGGGACUGAGAUGAUGUCAAGCACACAGGUGCCAUCUGCAAGUCGGGAAGAAGUAGAGUCAUCACAUUUGAUACAGCCCCCUUAGUGUCAUUCCAUUGCCUAAACAGAACGCUUGCGAUGACUGAUGGAAGUGCCAGGACCUUUCUGUGGAAAAUAUAAUAUUCUCAACAAGAACUUGCUUAUAUUAAUACAUUUUUCACAGUUGGUGCAACACUGCUGUCAAAUGUAACAAGGUGUGAAGGAGUCAGAAGUAUCUGCUGGGUUCAUGGAGUGACACACUGGAUGACUGUGAUAUGAAAAUAUUUGUAGCCAGCAUAUGGGGGAAGUUUACCUCACUGCAGAGAGGUGAAUGUGAUGGAGUGUGCCAAUUUACUCAGCUAUAAGUCAAAGGGAAAUUAGAGCAUUAUCAGACUGAAGUAAACUGACAUUUCAACUGAGACACUCCUUUUGGCCUGAUUUUGAGGAAUUUCUGUGAGUCAUCCUCAUGUUCUUCUCUGUGCUACAUGAACAAACACACUGGGAUUGUUACAGUGUUAAGUAUUUAAAAAAACUUUUAUGAUGAGUGAUAGCCAGUUUUACAACAAAGAGAGUAAAUUAACUGUGUGACAUGUUUCCUGUACAAACUCAAAUUGGUGAUUUAACCCCAGGAAUUCAAGUGCCACUGGGUGAUCAGUUUCAGUUUCAGAAUGACUUCAGCUCUGCAGAGCAGUUUACUGAACCUCUAAAGUAUCCCUUCAGCUUCCUGUUCUGUCAAGUCCAACAAUCCAACUUUAUAACAACAAAACUGUGUAAAGAAAAUGCUAACGAUCUUCUAACGUUAUAAUUCAGUGAGACAUUCACCUCGUUUCAGCCACAAGUUUUUGAAUGUGGACCAACAGUAUAAACACAAAUAUAAAGAUAUUUUUUUUAUGUUAGAAGUUCUCUGUGUAUUUUAUCCCAAAAGCACUGAUAGUUUAUAGUGUACUGAAAUAUUUUCUACAACAAAACAACAGCGCCAAUGUGACAACAUUAUGAACAGUUUUACAUAAGCUUUUAUGUUAUUUAUGUGUCUUUUAAAUGUUUGUUCUGGAAAUGUUCUCUUACCCAUACAAAUUUCAUUAACAGAAGACCUACAGUGUUUGUUUAAAUUUUAAAUAAUCCAAGGGAGAGUGAGAGUGUGCUGGAGCUGGCUGCGGUGAUCAGGGCAGGAGGCACGUUAACAACAAGCAUCAAAAACACAAGCACUGGAGGUUACUCAAAAGGUUCUCAAAAAGAGCACUGGAAACUUCUCUGGGAGAUCUCGAGAGAAGGAGCCUGGAGCUGACGUUUACCGUAAGGUAAGGUUGGCGAGACUCAGGUGCUGAAGAGAGCUGCAGCAGGUCCUAAACAGUGAUCCUCAAUGAGUGAUUCGCUGCAGGUGUGCGCUCUCCUUAGCACCGGGGGGGGGGGGCGGGGUGAAUGCCUCAGGGAAAGCAAAGAAAGUUAGCAGCCAGAAACAGCCUCCGGAACCGGAAGCUAACAAAAAUAAGAUAACACAACGACAAUAAACACCACAAUUUCCUUUCCUAUUCAUGUUUAAACAAGUAGCAAGUUUGACACUGUGCCUUUUAAUGGUUCAGUUAAUUUGUGUUUUUAGCAGGCAAAAAAGGAUUGUCACACUCCGUGGUUUUGUAUUCACAGCAUAAAUGGCGUAAUGUUUAGUACUGAAUAAUACUGUUAUAGAAUGAAGUAUGAAAGGAGCUCUCCUGAUGGUGCUGAGAGCAGAGCAGAAAGUAUGAAGCUGCAGUAUCUAUGCUUGUUGCCUUUACAUAUUUGAUCACCGUGAUUUUUUGCAUGUUCAAAACACCAUGGAAGUAAUUUUAAAGGUAUUCUUCAAUUUUUUAUUUAAUGUUUUUUUUUUAAUCUGUAAAUACAAAGUUAUUUUUAAGUUCAUCUUGUGAAUAUUGAUCAAAACAUCUGGUAUGUCUGGUCUUUUAUUUCGUAAUUUAUGAAAUAAAAGUGGAAAAAGUGUA
This is a messenger RNA of Cheilinus undulatus (humphead wrasse), 2975 nucleotides long. RefSeq lists its product as uncharacterized. The record is from RefSeq and is a predicted model, not a curated record. The transcript is spliced from 14 exons. The coding region runs from base 164 to 1069 and encodes 301 amino acids. NCBI's taxonomy places the organism in Eukaryota, Metazoa, Chordata, Actinopteri, Labriformes, Labridae.